AUGACGAAUGUGCCCCCUCCCCAAGGCUCCGGCAGCGGAGUGCCCCCAACCUUCUUGUCUAUGCCUCGCCGUUCAUCCUAUGCCUCUGUGGUGUCCGGCAACGGUGCCGUAGCCAACUCAACCUCACCCACUGCCACCACCAAUCCCACCACUUCCUCCAUAACCACCAACUUCGAAUUCCAAUACGACCCCGACAACGACUCUCCCUCAUCCACUGCCUCUGCCUCUGCCAGACUACAUCUACAGCUCCAACGACAACGACAAGCAUUCCUCCAACAAAAUCCCGGGGCAACUUGGUCUGGUCCACCGAUCCCUUACAUAUUCACCUCCGCCGCCACACCCAGCAACUCCUACCCCCCCCACUACAUCCCCACGGACUCUAGAGCCCAUAGCACCAGCAGACAUCCCUGGCUAGAUAAUAGCAAUACUAAUAGAAACGCCAACGCCACCUUCAACACCAGCACCAACGAAAUGCAGACGAACGGCGGUGGCGGAGGGGCUGCUGCAACUGGCCUAGUUGGGAGCGGAUGGAGGAGACCUCUCCCUCCCACCACCACUAUCUCAACUACCACAAACCCCUCCUCCACCCUCCCCCUCUACUCUCGACAGUUUGCCAGAUCCCCUGAAUACUCCUCCUCCUCCUACUCUCCUUACCCAGGCUACGUGCAUAGCUCUGCCUCCACAGGAACAAGCUUCUUUACCCCAUCCUACCUCAGGAACUCAAAAUAUAUCGCCCAGCUCGCCGCAGCUCAUAGAUCCCAGGCCCUCAACACUACAUCCUCCUCCUCUUCCUCAGCAGCAGCUACAGCAGGCACGUCAGGAACGUCCUCAAGCCAGAAGGACCCCUCACAACCCCAUCCAUCCUCAACCUCCACAAACACGAAUCCCAACACCAGCACCACAAACCAAAAUACAACCAGCACAUCCUCCGCCGCUGCCGGUGGCAGUGGCACUGGUGGUGGCUCAGGCAGCGGCGUCCCCACUCCCCUCUCCUCCAGCUCAAGCAAUGCAAACCUCCACCGCCUCGCCCCCUCCCACCGUGGCAUGACCCACGAAAUCAUUGAGCACCCCCCUCCAUCCACAGACGACGACAGCCCCAUCAUGCCACUGCCAUCCUGCUGGAGCGACCAGAACAAGAACUCAGGCCUCGACCUGCUUAAUGAGGGACUCGAGGUGCGUUAUCUGGGCAACCCGUUCAAGCACGAGCAUGAGGCUGCAUCCUGUCGAGCGAAUCAUCCCAUGCCUCCUCAGUGUGGCAUAUAUUACUUUGAGGUGACGGUUUUGUCGAAGCCGAAGGAGGGCAUGAUCUGCGUGGGAUUCACGAGCAAUAAAGCUUCCCUCGAACGACUACCGGGCUGGGAGCAGGAGUCUUGGGCAUACCAUGGCGACGAUGGGAGGACGUUCUUCGGCGAGUCUCAGGGACAGGGCAAAGUGUAUGGCCCCAAGUAUUCGGUCAAUGACAUCAUUGGGUGUGGUGUGAAUUUCUCUACGAGUAGUGCGUUCUUUACGAAGAAUGGAGUUUAUCUUGGGAAUGCUUUCCGCGAACUGCCAAAUAUAAAACUUUAUCCCGCCAUUGGCGUGAAAAAGCAGCCUGCCUCGCACAUCAGAGCCAACUUUGGCCAGUUUCCAUUUAUAUUUGAUAUCGAUGGGAUGAUGAAGAAAGAGAAACGUAGCAUUCAAGCAGAUAUAAGUGCUACUAGUAUUUCUAAUUUGCAUCCUUCACUUGAUGAAACGACAUUUAUCCAGGAGCUUGUAGCUCAAUUUCUGGCGCAUGGCGGCUAUGUCGAGACCGCCCGUGCUUUUGCAAAAGAGGUUCGAGAGGAGUCUCGGGCACUGCAGAGUGGGAGGGAGACGCCAUUGAAGGAUUUUCAUGCCGAUGAGGAUAUGGAUGCUAUCAAUCGACAGAAAAUCCGCUCCGCCAUCCUCGAAGGUGACAUCGACAAAGCUCUAAAACUCACCAAUACCUCAUACGACAAUGUCCUUCAUGACAACCCCCAGAUCUUCUUCCGCCUUCGCUGCAGGAAAUUUAUAGAGAUGAUGCGUCGCUGUACGGAACCGCAGCAACCCUCUCCACCUUCAAAGCAACCGGCCCGUUCAUCGAAUGGCGCUGCUACUUUGGGGAUGCAUGUGCACGAUACGGCUGAUGAUAUCUUCACGCACCACAUGGAGAUGGACGAGCAGAUGAAGGAUGUCAUUGACGACGAGGCAGAAAACAGAGAGGAGGAGGUUGUGGAUGAUGAUGAUGAGGGUGCUGUUGUCAUGGACAAUGAACACGACAACGAACACGACAUUCAAGGUGAUCGUAACACCUCAGACGACGAGUUACAUGAUGACGGCAUGGACGUCGAGUCAGCAAAUGUAUACAAUGGUACCACACACACGAACACUCGCACAAUCACAAACUCGCACGCGAAUACGACGGCGCCACCGCCAGCCACGGCGAACUACCAAGACCUCCUCCAUGAAGCCAUCCUCUACGGCCAAGAGCUACAAGCCGACUACCCCGGCGACGAGCGGCGCGAGUACAAGCGUGCGCUCGACGAUAUCUUUUCCCUGGUUGCCUAUCCCGAUCCCAAGUCGAGUGUGCAUGGGCAUCUGCUUGAGCCGAGUGGGCGCGUAGCUGUGGCGGAGGAGUUGAAUUCGGCGAUUUUGGUGUCCCUGGGCAAAUCAUCCUCCGCCGCACUGGAGAAGUUAUAUCAGCAGACAGAGGGGCUGGUUAAUGAGAUCAGUGAAGAUGGCGGGGCGGGGGCGUUUAUUAAUGUGCGGAAUGAUUUUGUGAUAUAG
This is a messenger RNA of Paracoccidioides brasiliensis Pb18, 2784 nucleotides long. RefSeq lists its product as uncharacterized. The coding region runs from base 1 to 2784 and encodes 927 amino acids. Gene Ontology annotation, cellular component: cytoplasm. The record is from RefSeq and is a predicted model, not a curated record. The transcript is spliced from 6 exons. Gene Ontology annotation, molecular function: protein binding. Gene Ontology annotation, biological process: cytoskeleton organization; cell surface receptor signaling pathway.